UGGGAUUAACGGUUAAUGUAAUAAUCAAAAGAACACCUUAUACUUAUUCGUAGGGUCAAACGUGCCUUAAAGUAUAUGGCGGUAGAUUACUGUUUUGAGACAGUUUAUUGUGUGGGGGCGGGGUUAACCGCAUAGAAGUGGGCAGGGACAGACCCCGGAGGUUAUAUAAAAGCUUUACGGCGACGCUCAAGCAGCGUCUAUUACAGCACAAGUGAGGAUUGAAUUUGCUCGCUGACUGGGCGGUGGGUGGAAGAGAUCGGCGUUAAGGCUGGAGUUACACGGACAGCAAACGGGGAGUCCCGUUUAAAAGCCCGAUUCGCCGUCAGGACGUUGGUUUCAGGCCCCAUCUCUCCGUCGUCUUUCUGAGUUCCGGAGUGAGGGCACCUUCCGUCAUCCGCAUCCCGACGAAGCUGAUCUAACCAAAAACCGACGACAAAAUGGUGCAGAAUAAGAUCAACGAAGUCACCGGAUUUCACCGCUCGUUUAAGGGUCAGAAUCCCUUCGAGUCGGACGACUUCACCAAAACAGGCUCCCAUCUCCAUGAAUCCGCCUUCAAUUUCGAUUGUCCCCCUAGACCCGACAUGCCAACCAGCCAGCCCAUCGACAUCCCCGAUGCCAAGAGGCGCAACAAGAAGAAGAAGCGGUGUCGGGCCACGGACAGCUUCUCCGGGCGCUUCGAAGAUGUGUACAGGCUGCAAGAGGAGCUGCUUGGGGAGGGAGCUUAUGCUCGUGUUCAGACCUGCGUCAACCUGAUUACCAACAAGGAGUAUGCUGUCAAGAUCAUCGAGAAGAGGCCCGGCCACAGCCGAAGCCGCGUCUUCAGGGAGGUGGAGAUGCUCUACCAGUGUCAGGGACACAGAAACAUCUUGGAGCUGGUCGAGUUCUUUGAGGAAGAGGACAAAUUUUACCUGGUGUUUGAGAAGCUCAGGGGAGGCUCGGUUCUGACCCACAUUCACAAGAGGCGGCACAUUAGUGAGCACGAGGCCAGCGUGGUGGUGCAGGACAUCGCCAGUGCGCUCGACUUCCUGCACAACAAAGGUAGGAUCAGCUCACGACUGGGGGGACCGGAAGUAAAAACGUCUCCCAUCCGCCCCCCCCUGACGACUUGCCAUGUCCCCCCAGGAAUGGCUCACCGAGACCUGAAGCCCGAGAACAUCCUAUGUGAGCACAGCGACAGGGUCUCGCCUGUGAAGAUAUGCGAUUUCGACCUGGGCAGUGGGAUCAAGCUGAACAGUGAUAGCUCCCCGAUCUCCACCCCCGAGCUCCUCACGCCGUGCGGCUCGGCGGAGUACAUGGCCCCCGAGGUGGUAGAGGCCUUCAACGAGGAAGCCACCAUUUACGACAAGCGCUGCGAUCUCUGGAGCCUGGGGGUCAUCCUCUACAUCAUGCUGAGUGGCUACCCCCCCUUCGUGGGGCACUGUGGCAGCAACUGUGGCUGGGAUUGGGGGGAGCCCUGCCACGCCUGUCAGAACAUGCUGUUUGAGAGCAUCCAAGAGGGAAAGUACGAAUUCCCCGAGAAGGACUGGGCCCACAUCUCUUCCGGCGCCAAAGACCUCAUCUCCAAACUGCUGGUGCGGGAUGCCAAGAACCGGCUCAGCGCCGCCCAGGUGCUGCAGCACCCGUGGGUCCAGGGGUCGGGCCCCAACACCUUACCAACAUCUAACUUGCUGCAGAGGAACAGCAGUGCCAAGGACUUGACGGUCUUCGCGGGGAAGGCGGUGGCCAUGAACCGUCAGCUGGCCGAGCAGGAGGAGAUCGAGAAGGAGCAGCAGCAGCAGUCCCCCCUGGUGGUCACAGUGGGCUCCUGCUCCAUGCGCCUCUCGCCGCCCUCCAACUCCAAGCUGGCCAAGAGGCGACAGCGAAGCAGCCUCCUGAAGGGGGAGCCAGUCUCGGCCUCGGAGCUCCACCAGCGUCUGGCCCCGCUGGUGAUCGUGGGGGACUGCGCCUGAAGCCGUGGCCCCACCCACCCCCUCCUCCGACGAGCUCACCGCGGCCCCUCCCACCCCUCGAAGCCAGCACCCUGGACACAGCACUUAAGAGACCUGAAUUUGGAGGUGGAGGGGGGUGUGAGCUUCUGGGCGCUGGGUUUUGGACUUGACAGCAAACUGUUAGCAUGAGCUGAGACACCAAAGCAUUAGCAUUUCCUGCUGCUUCCAUGUACAACAGACUGGAUACACUGUGAAUUUAUUUCGAGAUACGAAGGACGAACCAUCAAUAAUACAUUGUUAGGAUUGCGAAGCACCCCAUCCGCAUAGGCGCACAUAGGCGCACAUAGGCACUGAUCAGGAUGUUCCGGCAGCGACCUCAGUCAGCUGGUCAGCAGCAGCACAGUGCCUGGUGACCUCUAACCUCUGACCUCUCCCGUCUCACACAGUCUGUCUAAUUGCUGAAUUUCUCCCCCUUCCUGGAUGUGACAUCCCACUCCCCCCCCCCCCCCCCCCCCCCUCCGGGUGUGUUUUUGACACGGUCUAAAGUGGGGAAUGUGAACUUUGGUUAGAAGUUGCAGAACUGCCAUUUUCGUGACUGGGUGUCGCCCCAGUGCUGGUCCGGCCGUCUCAUAGCCGCUCGACUCUCUCGACAGUGACUGUCGCUGCUGCUCAAGCGCCUCCCUGGGCCGUUGGCUCCUGUGCUUUAGUCACAAAACUGACCCAGACCUCAGUGAAAUCUCAGUAGAUCAGGUAUCUCCCCUCAGGGAGGGGGGGCAGGCUUAAUGAGGGGCGACCAUUCCGUCUCCUCCCCCUGUGAAUUUAGGUCAGGUGUGUGACUGUGUCGUAUUACUGGGUAGAGAAGCCUCAGCCGGCUGCUGUGUGUUCAGGCUGGUUUCUCCGAAAGCCGCUGCAGGUCAGUGACGUCCGUCAGAUUGAUCAGCAGAUGUCCUCUAUCGACUCCUUGUCUUCGCGUUUGGCUCGGUCUCCUUUCCCCUCAACGCUUUUUCCCCCAGAGUGGACGGGAUAGACGAGCACAGAUGAGUUUCUCAUAAGCUGUUUUCAGGGACUCAUACACCCCCGACCUCCAGUCCAGCCCGGGUGCCUUUUUAAAGCCUGCGGCAUUUGGGUCUAGCUAACUGCUAAAUUUAGCAGCAGCUUAAUCAACCCCCCCCUCCUUUUUGCCAUGGUGCCCGACUGUAAUGUUCUUUAAUCUGAGAGGUUAUAGAUCUUAAUCUUGCAGGUAAGAGCAGGAGGUGUGUGUAUUUUUGGAGGGGGUGGGGAGGGAGAUCAACAGAUCAGAGAACAUUCCAGAAUUCUUCCGCGGAAUUGUAGCUGUAUGGACGAGAUUCUCAAUGUUUACUUUAGUUUCAUUUGUGGGUGACUGAAAAACCCAGAACUGUGCCACCUUGCUGUUUUAUGGCUGUUUUUAUUAUUAUAAUUAUUAUUAUUUUUACUUUUAAAACGGGUGUGCAACUGUUUGAGUGAAACACCAAAUGUCUUAAAGCUUGUUUUAGAAAUCGUUGACCUGUGUGUGGUGUGAGCGAGGCAGUGCGAAUGUUAAAGGGGGGGAUUGGGUACUUUUUAUCUAAAUUUAUUGGUUAUAUAUAAGUUGGAGGGGGCUGCUUUCCCUCCCCCUCCUCCUUUUUUUACUUUUAUUUCUUUUUUAAGAUGCAUGUGGCUGUUUCCUCACAGGGUUGUAGACCAGAUGACUUUGAAAUCUUUGGUUCAGGUCUUAGGAGAUGGUGGUCCAAUAGUCAGACCUACACCUGGCUUAUCGGACGAGUCCUUCCAUCACCAGCUUCUCAUUCUGUGUGGUGCAGAUUGUACUUUUGUAACCUUUCCACAGAAAUCGUUCUGGAGCGGGGAGGGCGGGGGGCAUAUUCAUUUGUCUUACAGUAAGACUUUAAUUGAGUUUCUUCCGGCAUUGUUGGGGAGAGAAGCUACUUCUGCUGGAAAGGAAGGUGUGAGCUGACUUUGGUCUUUGGUUCAUUGAAGACCGUUACAAUAUCAGUAUUAUUUGGAAUCGUUCAGGCCCAUUUUACUCUGGUACAUGCUGAGCACAGCUGCAAGCAUCAGAUGGGUGUCGGGCUUCCUGUCUGGGGGGGGGGGGGCACCUCUUACAUCUUGCCAUUUUUUUUCCCAGUGUUUUGGGGUUGGGGGGGGAAUACAUUGAGAUACUGCGGAUUGUUUACUGUUCUAAUAUGCAAAGGAGCACAUUAUACUUGUAAUUCAAUCAAGUGAAUCUUAAGAGUACUGGAAGCCUUGACUCAAACCUAAGGGAGUGUCUGCAUUUUCCUUGACGUGAUGAGAUAUGUAAUAUGCUCUUUAUCCCACUCAAGGCUCGAUCAAGGGAUCAUCUGAAAGCAAUCCGAAUGUGUUUCUGCUUUUAAAAGGGACGCGUGGUGUAAGGCCCGUAUGGUUGCUGUGUGUUUAUCACAACAUGUCGAGUCUCUGGCUGUUCCCCCCCACCCUCCCCAGGGGUGAAAAUUGGAAAUGUUACAUUUUCAAAAUAAAGCACUUUAACGUGACUGGUGGGUCACUCAAAGCAAAAUUUCUGAAGACCGUCGUUUCCCCAGAAUUUUGUAUUGUAUUUUUUGAGAACUUAAAUAAAAUGCUUUGAACCACAAA
Messenger RNA from Brienomyrus brachyistius, 4556 nucleotides. RefSeq names its product MAP kinase-interacting serine/threonine-protein kinase 2-like. Gene Ontology annotation, biological process: peptidyl-serine phosphorylation; protein autophosphorylation; intracellular signal transduction. Gene Ontology annotation, cellular component: cytoplasm; nucleus. NCBI's taxonomy places the organism in Eukaryota, Metazoa, Chordata, Actinopteri, Osteoglossiformes, Mormyridae. Bases 438 to 1949 code for a protein of 503 amino acids. The transcript is spliced from 13 exons. The record is from RefSeq and is a predicted model, not a curated record. Gene Ontology annotation, molecular function: calcium/calmodulin-dependent protein kinase activity; calcium-dependent protein serine/threonine kinase activity; ATP binding.